UCGUAAACCUAUAGGCUGAAAAUAAAUUAGUCACUGAAAAGGAGUGCAUGGGUAUAUGAUUGAAAGUUAAGGUCUAAAAGACCGCGAAGGUAAGGAAAGGGAAGGAGGAGAGCUUUAAAAGCGAAAGCCGACAGGAAAACGGUAAAUGGCUGUUCUGUCCAUGGAGUCACUGCCGCUGGGGUUUAGAUUCAGGCCGACCGAUGAAGAGCUCGUAAACCAUUACCUGAGGCUCAAAAUCAACGGCCGCAAUUCUGAGGUCGAGGUCAUUCCCGAAGUCGAUAUUUGCAAAUGGGAGCCCUGGGAUUUGCCUGAGCUAUCGGUAAUAAAGACGGAUGAUCCUGAAUGGUUCUUCUUCUGCCCGCGUGACCGGAAGUAUCCCAACGGUCAACGGUCUAACAGAGCGACGGAUGCUGGCUACUGGAAAGCAACAGGCAAGGAUCGCACCAUCAAAUCUCGAAAGUCAGGCUCCAAUCCUAUCUCAAUUGGCAUGAAGAAGACCUUAGUUUUCUAUCGAGGCCGUGCUCCAAAGGGCGAGCGCACCAACUGGAUUAUGCACGAGUACCGCCCUACUCUUAAAGAUCUUGAUGGCUCUGCCCCUGGCCAGAGUGCUUUUGUCCUAUUUCGCUUGUUUCGAAAGCCAGAAGAAAAGACCGAUACUGUAAAAUAUGAUGAAGUAGAGCAAACUGGAUAUUCCCCUACCACUUCUAAGUCCUCCCCUGAUGACACAUCAUCAGAUUUAGUUCAAGAAACAGCAACAUCUGCUGUGCAGGUAGGCAAACAAUCUGAAGGCAUAGCUAAGUGGCUGAUAGAUGAAGCAGACAACAUGACCCCUAGUGUGGCAGCACCUGUUGAUAGCAGCUGCAAUAGUCAUUCAGAUGUUGAAGAUCAUGCAGCAGAAGCAAUAGAUAUGGUGGUACAUCCACCAUCUGAGGAAAAUUCUCAUAGAUAUGAACCCACAUCUGGUGAUAUUGAUUGCAAAGUGUUCUCCCCAGUGCAAUCACACAUUCAUGCAGACCUACCGUAUUACAUGGAUUCCCCGUAUGCUUGUGACUUUGGCAAUGAUCAGAAUGGCUUCCGUUUUCAGGAUGGUGCUAGUGAACCUGAUGUCUCCUUAACAGAGUUGUUGGGUGAGGUAUUCAACAACAAUGAUGACUGUUCUGGUGAAGAAUUGACCAAUCAACAGAACCCAGCUAUUGGAAGCAACACUCAUUUGGCUAGUCAUAUGCUGCUAGGAAACUUUCAUGUUAAGGAUAAUGGUGUAUAUAAUGAACCUGACACAGAUCAUUUUCAAGUCCUGGAGCUGUUACAGAUGCAAUCUUCAUUUGGACCUUGGGGAGCUCAGGCAUCAUCCUUCGACGGAGAACUUGGAGGGAGGAAUAUUUGUGGCCUUGGAAAUAACUCUAUUGUGCAAGAUGCUCCAUCCGCUUUUGGAGCAUUAAAUAGUAUGGAAGAAUCAAGCAGCUUAAUGAAUCCUGUAUAUCCUGGCAGUGCUGUCACUGGAACAGGAAUCAAGAUCAGAACCCGCCAGCCUCAGAUGCGUCCAUAUGCAGAUAGCUUUGCUGCUCAGGGUACUGCUCCAAGAAGACUCCGUUUGAAGAUGGAAUAUUCUACUGGUUCUUGUGGAAACAUGGUGGAGAGAGAUGCAAGUCACGAAGAAGAUGAAGAAGUAGAAUCAGCUAUAACUGAGGCUAGAGAUGCAGAACAUAAUCCUUCAUCGGAUGAGUUGGUGAAGGAAAAUCAACUCCUGAACUCUGACAAGAAGAGAGAAAUCAACAAGGAAGCUUCUUCAAAUUUGAGGUUAAGAGUGAAACGGGAUGAUAAUUUUGACAGCAGUGAGACAGGGUCCUCAAGAAUUCCAGAUGCAGCUCCUGCAAAGAGCAGCCAUGGUUCAUCACCAGUUUAUUUAUUGAGGGUUUUGCUAGUCCUUAUCUUGUUUGUCGUUCUUGUUGGAAUCUGUAAAUGUCUUGGAUCAUGAUAAUUUACUCUGAACAUAUGCCAGUGCAGAUAAAUAGAUUAGAGUAUCGUUAAUUGAUAAGGAGGGGUUAGCAUUAUGGAUUGGGGCAUAAGUUGCUUGAGGGUGCAGUGUGUGAAAUAUUGGAUAACCUUUAUGUAUAACGAGCAGUCGAUAUUAGCUUAGCUUAUAGAAAAUGUGCAAUGAUGUCUUUGUUCCUGAACAACAAGUAAUUACCAGCGAUGCUAUUGUUAGGAUUAGGA
This is a messenger RNA of Jatropha curcas, 2214 nucleotides long. Its product is annotated as protein NTM1-like 9. NCBI's taxonomy places the organism in Eukaryota, Viridiplantae, Streptophyta, Magnoliopsida, Malpighiales, Euphorbiaceae. Gene Ontology annotation, molecular function: DNA binding. The record is from RefSeq and is a predicted model, not a curated record. Gene Ontology annotation, biological process: regulation of DNA-templated transcription.